Molecule: messenger RNA, 1730 nt
Organism: Anopheles cruzii
Lineage: Eukaryota; Metazoa; Arthropoda; Insecta; Diptera; Culicidae
Gene: frj
Product: lysophospholipid acyltransferase 7
Exons: 3
Coding region: 50-1459 (469 amino acids)
Biological process (GO): phosphatidylinositol biosynthetic process; lipid modification
Cellular component (GO): mitochondria-associated endoplasmic reticulum membrane contact site; membrane
Molecular function (GO): lysophospholipid acyltransferase activity
Source: RefSeq, a predicted model, not a curated record
CCAAGAGAGCGGAACUCGGGCAGUGAAACUUCUUGUGGAGUGAAGGACAAUGAAGGACGACGUAAUCUAUUUGGUGCUGCUGGGCUCGUGUAUCGGGUUCGGUCAGUACUACCGCAAGAUCCGGGAUCCGGGGCAAAAGAAGCUGAUCGGGACGGCGGUAGGGCUGCUAGUUGUGCUAUCGGUCAGCGGAUUCCACAUGCUGCACAUGUUUUUCUGUUAUCUCACCAGCGCCCUGCUGAUAAUCUAUGCUAGUCGCAAAGUGUGUCAUCUGGCCUGCUUCGGGUUCAUGUUCGGCUACCUGUUCUUCUUUCGUUCGCUCGCGAUGCUAGGCUAUGAAUCGCCACCGGGCCACACGAACAUGAUCCAAAUGAUUCUCACCCUCAAGCUGGUCGGCUUGGCGUUCGAGGUAAAUUCGGCCUACAGCAAGUCGAAAGCGGUAUCGGCCACCGGCGGCGGUGAUGGCGGAGCGUCGAGCGAAACCGAUCGUGUUCUGCUGAAGCUCGAUAUGGCCGACAUUUUCCACUAUAGCUUCAACUACGUCGGUGUGCUGACCGGGCCCUACAUUACGUACAAAACGUACCACGAUGCGAUCCACCUGCCGUUCAGUGGACGCGCGGAUUGUGUUGGGGCGACGGUGGAAAAACUUAAGAUGGUACCCCUGUACGCCGUACUGUUUCUGCUCGUUUCGUACGUUUGGCCACUGGAGUACGCGACAAGUGACGAGUUCUUCGAGCUGCGUUCGUUCCUCUAUCGUCUCUGGUACGUGUGGCCGACAUUCUUCAUUUUCCGUAUGCGCAUCUACACCGGUAUCCUGCUGAGCGAGUGUGUAUGCACGAUGGCCGGCGUCGGGGCGUACCCGGUGGCAUUCGCCAGCAAACCGGGCCUCGGACCGACGAAGGAAGUCACCGAGGGACAAGAGGGACCGUACGACUUCGAAGCGGUGCGCAAUAUCGACGUAAUCAACACCGAGCGCUGCUGGACGUUCCGCGAGGCAAUGAAGUACUGGAACAUGUGCGUCCAGUAUUGGAUGGCCAUGUACGUUUAUAAGCGCUUCCCGAGCAAAAAGUAUCGAACCCUAGCGACUCUCGGCGUGUCCGCCAUCUGGCACGGCGUGUAUCCGGGAUACUAUUUCUGCAUCUGCGGCGCCCCGUUCUAUUUGCCGAUCGAGGAUCUGUACACGAAGCUGUUUUUGAAGGAUGCGAUCGGCCAGCGCCGGUUGGUGCUCAAUGUGAUCUGCUGGAUUUCAAAGUUCUUUGCGUUUUCGUACAUGGGCAUUGCGUUCCUGCUGCUAACGGUGGACAAGAUUUGGCAUUACUACAGUUCGGUUUACCACUUUGGCUACGUACUGUGGAUUCUCAUGUACGGCGUUGGGGUGCUGAUUGCCAAGCAGCGAAAGGCUGCCGCAAAGCGCGAGGAACGAUCGCGGGAGCAAAGCGCAAAGAGUACAAAGGGCGAUUAAGUCAGCCCGCCGGAUGAUUUCGUUCGAAGCGAAUGAUUUGAAACGAUGCACACACUAGGUUCUGUUUGUGUUCAUAUUUACGUUGAUGCUCUUAGAAAACUAGUUAUUUACACGUUGAUCGGGUUGACUGGUAUAAACCAUGAUUUUUAAUGUUAAAGCGACUUCAAUUUGCACACUAACGGGGUCAUGUGGGACUGCAAAGUGUGUGGAAGACACAUUCUUACAAAUGCAAGGCUCGAAUGUUCCGCAUCGGUCAAGCUCAGCUACGUUU